CCGCGGGCCCCGCCGCCGCCGUCGCGGCGUCGCCGGUGCCUUGGAGCGACCCGAACCUGCCUGGGCAUGACGGCGGCAUGAGUACGGACGGGGAGUCGCCGGAGGAGCCGGGGUGGAAGGCGGUGGCCUCACCCAAGGCGGCGUCAGCCAUGCCCGAGAAGCGCGGGAGCGCUCAGGCCGCCGGCGGCAGCUGGCUACAAGGCUUUGGCCAACCAAGUGUUUACCAUGCUGCUAUUGUCAUCUUCCUUGAAUUCUUUGCAUGGGGCCUGUUGACAACUCCAAUGUUAACUGUUUUACAUGAAACAUUCCCUCAGCACACAUUCCUCAUGAAUGGCCUCAUUCAAGGUGUAAAGGGCCUGCUGUCCUUCCUGAGCGCUCCGCUCAUCGGAGCUCUCUCUGACGUGUGGGGCCGGAAGCCCUUCCUCCUGGGCACAGUCUUCUUUACCUGCUUCCCCAUCCCACUGAUGAGGAUCAGCCCAUGGUGGUAUUUUGGCAUGAUUUCUGUAUCUGGAGUCUUCUCCGUCACUUUCUCUGUAAUAUUUGCCUAUGUAGCUGACUUCACUCAGGAGCACGAGAGAAGCACUGCUUAUGGAUGGGUCUCAGCCACCUUUGCAGCUAGUCUGGUUACCAGUCCAGCCAUUGGAACAUACCUCUCUACAAAUUAUGGAGACAGCCUUGUUGUGCUGGUAGCCACAGUGGUGGCUGUCCUAGACAUCUGCUUCAUUUUGUUGGCAGUUCCAGAAUCGCUGCCUGAGAAAAUUAGACCUGCUUCCUGGGGAGCUCAGAUUUCUUGGAAACAAGCGGACCCUUUUGCGUCGUUAAGGAAAGUUGGAAAAGACUCCACUGUGCUACUCAUCUGCAUCACAGUGUUCCUCUCGUACCUCCCUGAGGCUGGCCAGUACUCCAGCUUCUUUCUCUAUCUCAGGCAGGUCAUAGGUUUUGGAUCUGUGAAAAUUGUAGCAUUCAUAGCUAUGGUAGGAAUUCUGUCCAUUGUAGCUCAGACUGUCUUCCUUAGCAGGCUGAUGAGGUCGCUGGGGAACAAGAACACUGUCCUCCUUGGCUUGGGUUUCCAGAUACUCCAGCUUGCCUGGUAUGGUUUUGGAUCUCAGGCCUGGAUGAUGUGGGCAGCAGGGACCGUGGCCGCCAUGUCCAGUAUUACGUUCCCAGCAGUCAGCGCCCUCAUUUCUCGGAAUGCAGAGUCAGACCAGCAAGGUGUGGCCCAGGGGAUUGUAACUGGAAUACGGGGGCUGUGCAAUGGCCUGGGCCCAGCACUGUACGGCUUUAUAUUCUACAUGUUUCAUGUUGAACUGAGCGAGAUGGGCCCGAAAUUGAAUUCUGAUGAUGCCCUACAGGGAGCUUUCAUUCCAGGCCCACCAUUUUUAUUUGGAGCAUGUAUAGUUCUUAUGUCUUUUUUUGUUGCCUUGUUCAUCCCCGAAUACCGUAAAACAAGUGGAGUUCAAAAACACAACAGCAUCAGUGGCAGCCUGAGCACACCGCCUGAACGGGGCAGUGAUGAGGACAUCGAGCCGUUACUGCGGGACAGCAGCAUCUGGGACCUCUCCUUUGAGGAACCUGGAAACCAGAGCACUGAGCUGUAACCGAGCAGUAAGGAAGGUUCUUCGGACACCACGCAGUCUCUGAGAGCCGUGGAAGGAGCUGCACCACGUGGAAACUUCAUGGUGCUGGAGGGGCGAUGCUAGCAGCAUCCUUUGGGCCAAGUUUAAUGAGUGACUUUUCUCAUGCCUCUGCCCUUCACUCUUCUGCCUCUUUCUGUUCUUUUACUCCCAUACACUUCCCAUUUUUUUUAUUCUAGGAAAGAUUGAAAAUGCUUUGCUGAAAAUAAUAUGAAACUUUCAAGGGUAUCUAGAAUCUAGACUAUAAAACUUCAAUAGAAAAAAAUUCUGUCUGUGGUAGGAAAGGCGGUCUUUCCUUCAGUAACUAUGU
Messenger RNA from Acomys russatus (golden spiny mouse), 1944 nucleotides. It is a transcript of the gene Slc71a2, whose product is annotated as major facilitator superfamily domain containing 14B. Gene Ontology annotation, cellular component: membrane. The coding region runs from base 78 to 1598 and encodes 506 amino acids. Gene Ontology annotation, molecular function: transmembrane transporter activity. Gene Ontology annotation, biological process: transmembrane transport. The transcript is spliced from 12 exons. The record is from RefSeq and is a predicted model, not a curated record. NCBI's taxonomy places the organism in Eukaryota, Metazoa, Chordata, Mammalia, Rodentia, Muridae.